AUGGCUCGUCUAUCCAUUACUAUUUCCUUCAUCCUCUCCCUCUGUGUCCUUAUUUUCACCACCUCAUCUCUCGCAGAGACCGACCGUGAAUGGGCCCAAUACCAAGCCCAAUGCCAAUACAAAUACCCCACCAUCAAUCCCGCCAUCGACCUCCUCUGCUCCCGCAACCUCCACCUCCCCGGCGUCGUCGCCUCCAUCGGUCAAAACUUCGACCGCACAAACAAAGUAGCCAUCGUCCCCAACCCCCAAUGUCUCAAAGAUGGCCGCAUGAACCAGAACAGCAAUGUUUGGAUCCCUGAGUAUUGGUGCAGAAGACAAUUUUGGAAGGUUUGCGCGCAGGGAAAUGAUAGGGGAAGAGGCCAGCAGAUUUUCGGUGGCAGAGGGUGUCAGCAGUUUUAUAUCUCUGAUUGGGGGAGUUCUAUGCCUAAGAUUGUUAUUGCCAACUGA
Messenger RNA from Aureobasidium pullulans EXF-150, 447 nucleotides. RefSeq lists its product as uncharacterized. The record is from RefSeq and is a predicted model, not a curated record. Bases 1 to 447 code for a protein of 148 amino acids. The transcript has a single exon. NCBI's taxonomy places the organism in Eukaryota, Fungi, Ascomycota, Dothideomycetes, Dothideales, Saccotheciaceae.